AUGAAGAUUACAACACCACGUUUUUUACACACGUUUCCACCACUUUCUUUGACCGGGUUUAGCAUAGCCUUACAACGACAACAACACAAUCGACCCGUCGUUCCAAUACACCACCACAUUUUCGUUGCCUCUGAUGACUUGUUUUCUGUUUCAGAGAAUCAACAGCGUAAAACUUUUGCUGUUUUUAUGAAGGAUGCUAAUGAAUAUGAGGUCAAUGAUAUGGAUGAGGAUGAGAAGAAAGCAAAAAGGUUUCUUCCAGCUGUGCCAACAAAAACCCCGCAAGAAGUCCACGAUAUAAUGUUCAAUAUCAUAGUGAAACAUUGUCAGGAUGGAAUAAAUCCGAACAAUUGGCUACAAUUUCGAUUUGAUGAAGAGCCAUCGUUGAAAUUUAAGAUUCUUAAAGACUGUACAACAUUAAUGGGCAGGGAUGUUCCUAAUUUUGAACUCAACAAGAUGCGAACAGUUAACGACGUGAUGAAAUUCUACCUAACAGAACAGGAACCCGAUGAACGACUAGGUCAUCCUGUUGCUGAUUGGUUUGAGAAAAAUAAAGACAGGUUGCCACCGAAUAUGCAUUUCGUGCCAUAUGUCAAAGAAAGAAAUGUACCGGAAAUAUUGAGAAUGAGGCCGAAUAAACGAGAAUUUUAG
Ambispora gerdemannii is the source of this 648-nucleotide messenger RNA. NCBI's taxonomy places the organism in Eukaryota, Fungi, Glomeromycota, Glomeromycetes, Archaeosporales, Ambisporaceae. The record is from the annotation of a GenBank genome assembly.